AAAGUACAGUGCAUCUAACAGCGAUCAGUACUCCUUUCAACUCCUUUCAAACCAAUAUAUACGACGUCGACUACGAGAGUUAUCACAAUGCCAUACUUAGCACACAUCUCCCUCAUUGUGCGCGACUACGAUGAAGCCAUUGCCUUCUACUCCCGGUUGGGAUUUACAGUUGUGGAAGACACCUUCAUCCCAGAGCAGCAGAAGAGAUGGGUUCUCAUCCAGCCACCGCUCCCCGAGUCCCAGUCAGGCACCUCAUCAAUAGCCGCGUCGCAGGGUCCAACUAUUCUCCUCGCCCGCGCAAGCAACGCAGAGCAAGAGGCCUUUAUAGGAAACCAGGCUGGAGGACGGGUGUUUCUAUUCCUUGCAACGGAUGAUUUUGACAGGGACUAUCAGCGGUUUUCCGACGCAGGCGUGGAGUGGGUACGACCACCGAAGAUAGAGACAUAUGGGAAAGUGGCAGUGUGGAAGGAUUUGUAUGGCAAUUUGUGGGACUUGAUUCAGCACUAUUAACGGGUUUUUGAUGGAGUUCUGGUACAAAAUAUCCUUGCUUUCCGUAAUUAAGGG
This is a messenger RNA of Pseudogymnoascus verrucosus, 564 nucleotides long. RefSeq lists its product as uncharacterized. NCBI's taxonomy places the organism in Eukaryota, Fungi, Ascomycota, Leotiomycetes, Thelebolales, Thelebolaceae. The record is from RefSeq and is a predicted model, not a curated record. The transcript has a single exon. The coding region runs from base 88 to 510 and encodes 140 amino acids.